This is a messenger RNA of Pygocentrus nattereri (red-bellied piranha), 3846 nucleotides long. RefSeq names its product tribbles pseudokinase 1 (gene trib1). Bases 203 to 1297 code for a protein of 364 amino acids. Gene Ontology annotation, molecular function: ATP binding; mitogen-activated protein kinase kinase binding; protein kinase activity. The transcript has 4 exons. The record is from RefSeq and is a predicted model, not a curated record. NCBI's taxonomy places the organism in Eukaryota, Metazoa, Chordata, Actinopteri, Characiformes, Serrasalmidae. Gene Ontology annotation, cellular component: nucleus. Gene Ontology annotation, biological process: regulation of MAP kinase activity; positive regulation of proteasomal ubiquitin-dependent protein catabolic process; protein phosphorylation.
CAGCACUGAAGCUGAUAACCCCUGACUUAAGCCAUGUGAACCAUCUCAACCAUCUUACCCGCUUGAACUGUAAAGGCCCUCACCACUCCCCAGCCUUUCCCUGUACAGAGAUGAGUCACAUUAACAAACACGCGUUGCUAAAACAUUCCUCUGCAGUUUCUCUCUAAAACAGAAGAUGUAUGGCGAGUAGGCAGGAAAUCGCAUGGAAAACGCCUUCAUGGUCGUGCACGGCUGCAGCAGCACCAGCACCAGCCCGGCGGCGUCCUGCACCCGCACAGGCAGGCGCGCGCACAAGCGCCUGGACAGCGACGAGCCGGUGGCGAAGUGUCCCAGGCUGAGGCUGAGCGAGGCCACUGCGGGCGACCCUGCUGUCCUGAGCCCCUCUCCGGGAUGUCCGGCGAGCGGAGGCCCCCCGAGGUCACCUCCGGCCCCCCAGGGUCCGUCUCGAAUCGGCCGCUUCCUGCUGCUGCCUCUGGCUGAGCGAGCAGGGCUCCACAGCGCCCUGGACACGGACACUGGAGAGGAGCUGCUGUGCAAGGUGUUUGACAUGGGACAGUACCAAGAGAAGAUCAGGGCCUACAGUAUGUUGCCAAGACACAGGAAUGUUGCCCAAAUCAAAGACAUUGUCCUUGGGGAGCGCAAGGCAUAUGUGUUUCAAGAGAAGGACUAUGGUGAUAUGCACACAUUCGUGAAGAGCUGUAAGCGUGUACCUGAGGAACAGGCCACCAAGCUUUUCUUCCAGGUGGCCUCAGCGGUCACUCACUGCCACCAGGCCGGCAUAGUGCUGGGGGACCUCAAGCUUCGCAAGUUUGUGUUCUCCGAUGAAAAGAGGACUCAUUUGAAGCUGGAGGGUUUGGAAGACUGUCAUAUUCUGACCGGUGAAGGGGACUCUGUAUCAGACACCCAUGGCUGCCCGGCGUACAUCAGCCCAGAGAUCCUGAGCGGUGGGGGCAGUUAUUCAGGGAAGCAGGCAGAUGCCUGGAGCCUAGGGGUCAUGCUCUACACAAUGCUGGUGGGCCGUUACCCCUUCCAUGACCCAGACCCAGCCACCCUGUUCUCAAAAAUUCGGCGGGGUGUGUUCUGCCUUCCUGAUGGCCUAUCACUACGGGCACGCUGCCUCCUGCGCAGCCUCCUCCGAAGAGAGCCCUCAGAGAGACUGACCGCUGCUGAGGUGCUCAUCCACCCGUGGUUCCACAGCAGCACACGGGAUGUAGACAGCCCAGAGCAGGAUGUGGGCUCUGCGGAGCAGAUGGUGCCUCAGGUCGCAGUGGAGCUGGACGAGCAGCUCUUCUGCUGAUGAAAACCCCACAAGCUCACAUUUGGACCAAAACUGUUCCAGACACCCCUACGGGUACUUUUAUUUUGCAUUACGCUUAGGCAUGAACAGGGGUGUAAAUCUGUGAUCAUGGCAAUUUGAUUGCAUUACAGUUCUUUAGCAAACAUUUUAAUGGGUCAAGAAAUUUGAUUGAAAGUUAUUUGAUUAUUUUGGUAGGACUCAUUUCUAAAAUACUCAAUGUUACAUAGUAAUGCAAUGACGACAAUAAAAACAAGGAUUUUUCCAUCUAAAAAAUGCCUAAAAAAAUUAUUUUGGUCAUAUAAUUAGUCCAUACUUUAAUGAAUAUUAUUAAAAUGAUAUUAUGAUUCCAAAGGCUAUGCCACAUUGACCCAACAAUGUUGGCAGCCAGCUUUAUAUUGAUCCAGAGAAACAGGGUGAAUGGAGGAAACACGCUAGAAUAGUAUGAAUGGGGAAGAACACACUAGAACAGUGUGACUCAGGGAGAACAUUGGAACAGUGUAAAAAAAAGGAGUAGAACAUUUUAGAGCCUUGUGAAUAGGGGGGAAUAUUCUAGAACAGCAUCAACAGCGAGAACACGGGAAAUGAUGUAAAUAGAGGGAACAUUCUAGAAUAGUGUGAAAGGAUGAAAACAUUCUAGAACAGCAGGAAUAGAGAGAACAUUCAUGAAAAGUGUGAAUGGGCAGAACAUUCUAAAACAUUAUGAAUAAUGGAGGGCAUUCUAGAACAGUAUGAAUGACAGAGAACUGACCAGAACAGUAGAAGUGGGGAAGAAUGUUCUAGAGCUAUGUGAAUGGGGAGGACUUUCUAGAACCGAGUGAAAAGUGGAGAACAUUCUAGAACAUUCUGAAUGGGAAGAACAUAGGACAGUGUGAAUGGACAAACUCUAGAGCAGCUUGACUGGGGAAGAUCAUAAUAAGACAAUGUGAGUGGGGUGUACUUUCUAGAAAAGUGUGGAAGAAGGGGAACACUUUAGAACAGUGUGUAAAAAAGGAGAACAUUCUAGAACAGUGUCAACAGAGGGUCCACUAUAAACCCAUGUGAAUCAGAGAAAGUUCUAACAGUCACACACAUGCGUGGCACACCAGCCCAGCGUUUGAGCUUGACUGAAGAACAUUGAGUCAGUCUGCUCUGAACUUAACAUUCCAAAAUCAAUGCAGUCGAAUUGUCAUCUUCAGGUGCAUUUUUACACCCCUGGUUUGCACUUGUGCACGCCCACAAAAGUACUGUAUCAACAGUGUUAGGUUAAGAGGGGCGGUGUGCAGUUGCCGACAUAUGCUGAAGCAAUUUCGGUGCUAACGAUCUGUUUUGUUGUGCUGUAUGAAGUAAACACUGAGGCAUGGUACAUAGACAUGAGAAAGUGAGGCAGUCAUCAAGAUGACAAAGCUCUGCCAAGUCGCGAGGACUCCAAACACAUUAGCUAAAGAGGGGGGAAGGGACAUGGGCCUGAACUCUAGCUUUGCUCACACUCUUCAAACCAGAGGCAUCCACUGACUCACUCACUGACUGCAACUGCACCAGAGGGGCUUGUCUCGUUUUAAAGGGGCUGAUGGACUCAAAAAAUCUACACAUGUACACGCAGCAUAAACUAAUCUGAAUCAAGGUGACUGUAUGGCCUCUAACUCUCCUAAAGGUGCCAAACUGUACAGGAGAGGCCAUGUGUGGCCAGUCUCUGACCUUUGAGGCUUUAGGUUUUGCUGGCAAUACUGACAUCAAAGCCCUUGGCUGACUGUUUUAACUAUUAGUAUUGGAUUAAGAUUCAAAGUGGCUUAUUUUUCACAUACAAACUGAGGAAUCUUAAUUAAAUGCAGCCAUGAAGUGUGUCUACAUUGCACAGCUUGAAUCAUACCUAUUUAAAUGGAUACUUUCUUGGAAAUGUGUUUAAAUAAUGAUGUCAGUAAACCUUGUGCCCUAUCCUUACUGGUUCGCUUGCUGGUCCUGUUUGUGUAGUGUUUCUUUACUUGAAUCCUGUGAAGUAUCCUAAGACUCGGGGGCUUUAAGCACUACAGGCAAAGCCUGGUGUAGUUGUGAGUAAGAUAUGUGAUGACUCAAUAGCUGGUGUUUCAAUUGAAAAGUGGAUCAGGCAGAGAUUAUUCUGUAUGAAUGUAUGUGUUUUUUUGUUUUUUUUACUUAUGCUCUACUGUAAGCUACAGUGAAAAAACCCACCCACAAUAGCUUAGCUGAAAUGGUAGAGUCGUGUCUUUGUAGGCUUUAACCUCACCUGCCCUUCUGUUCUGAGUAGUUGUACUGUAUGUUACCUCUGAGGCAAAGCACCGGGACAAUAAUAAUAAUAAUAAUAAUAAUAAUAAUAAUAAUCUGAGGUUGGUCGGCCAGCAUAAAUGUCUAGCUCAUGCAUGCGGCUCAUUGCAAAUGCUGACACGGGUGCACAAAGUUCAUAUCGCACUGUGAAUUAUGUAUUAGUGACACAACCUCGAGGCUAGACCAAGAGCGUCUAACAGAACAUAUUAAUUGUAAAAUGAAAAAAAGCAUGUAAAUAUGUAUAUUCUAAUUGUGUGAACAGAUUGAAUAAAGAUCAUCUUUUCCAUAUUUAA